Molecule: messenger RNA, 264 nt
Organism: Colletotrichum lupini
Lineage: Eukaryota; Fungi; Ascomycota; Sordariomycetes; Glomerellales; Glomerellaceae
Exons: 3
Coding region: 1-264 (87 amino acids)
Source: RefSeq, a predicted model, not a curated record
AUGGUCGAUAAUGAGUUCAGGAGAUUGACGACAUUGAGAGAAUACUUGAUUAACCAGUCUUCAAUUCAGGGGUGUCGCAUGGUCAGGAACUUCGCGCUCGCCUUUGCGGAGUUUUUUGAAGCCCGGAUCGGCUCGAACACCAGCACUCCCGUAUAUGCGGAACUCCCUGUGAGGAUUAUUUGGGCCAAGCUCUUCUCAGUGGAUAUUGUGCUGCUCGUAUUCAAUUCAGGGCUGAAAGUUCACCCUCCUAUGACACAGCCCUAG